GGAUUAUUUAGCAAGACACCGACCUUGGAGCGGAAAAGUUCGCUGCCAGCAGGUGCACUGCAGAGCGGCGACGUGAGAGCAGCAGAGCUGACGACGAUGUUCAAUUCCCGCCCCUUCAUAGCUCCUGCAUUGAGACUGUCGCUCGGCGGCUUGCAACAACAUCGUCGCACCGGAAGUCUUGGAUCAGGUACGACCCUCGAUAUCGAUGACAUAGAUAUUGGAGAUGACUUCUCUUUCAGUCAGAGCUGGAGUGGGAAGGCACCACAGAACACGAGCGGGACCCACACGAGCGGGGCCCACACAGGAAAGUUACUGUCCGCUGCGGAAGUAAGAGCAAAGUACCAACGCGGGAAGCCAACAGAGCUUAGCGGAAGUCUGGGGCAGUCGAAGGAGAGGUUGAUGGAGCGGCAAGAGAAACUGGAGGUAUCGUCUCUUUCCUGAUCUCUUUUAUUUCGCCCAUUGUUCUUGUCAUGGAAGUAAAAGUGAGGGGGAGUG
Molecule: messenger RNA, 495 nt
Organism: Chara braunii
Lineage: Eukaryota; Viridiplantae; Streptophyta; Charophyceae; Charales; Characeae
Source: the annotation of a GenBank genome assembly